Molecule: messenger RNA, 933 nt
Organism: Caenorhabditis briggsae
Lineage: Eukaryota; Metazoa; Nematoda; Chromadorea; Rhabditida; Rhabditidae
Gene: Cbr-cps-6
Product: Protein CBR-CPS-6
Exons: 4
Coding region: 1-933 (310 amino acids)
Biological process (GO): apoptotic DNA fragmentation
Cellular component (GO): mitochondrial inner membrane; nucleus
Molecular function (GO): single-stranded DNA endonuclease activity; RNA endonuclease activity; metal ion binding
Source: RefSeq, a predicted model, not a curated record
AUGAUUGGCAAGGUAGCUGGAACAGCGGCAGUCGCUGGCCUCUCUUUUCUGGCCGGUAAAUAUUCCAAUGACGACUUGCCAUUCUUCCGGAACAUUCAUUCGGCAACAAAUGUUCUGAUGAACCAGAUUCAGUUACCAGCAACAGUUUCAACUGAUCUUAAACCGGCUGAGCUGAAUGCUGACACCCUAGGACCGUCUCGUUCUGCGGAGAUUAUGAAGCAUGGGUACCCAGGUUUCACCAACGUACGAACUUACGAAGAUUUUGUUCUAUCAUACGACUUCAAAACCAAGACUGCUCAUUGGGUUUGCGAACAUUUAACACCAGAAAGACUGAAACAUGCAGAUGGAGUCGACAGAAAACUUUGCGAAUUCAAGCCAGACGUCACCUUCCCUCAAAAAUUUCUGUCACAAAAUACUGAUUACCGGGCUAGCGGUUUUGAUCGAGGACAUUUGGCUGCUGCUGGAAACCACCGGAAGAGUCAAUUGGCUGUCGAUCAGACAUUCUACUUGAGCAACAUGAGUCCACAAGUUGGAAGAGGAUUCAACAGAGACAAAUGGAACGAUCUAGAGAUGCAUUGCAGGAGAGUGGCGAAAAAAAUGUUGAAUACUUAUAUUGUUACUGGACCUCUUUAUCUCCCGAAGUUGGAAGGAGAUGGAAGAAAGUACAUCAAGUACCAAGUGAUUGGUGACAACAAUGUCGCUGUACCAACUCACUUCUUCAAAGUGGCUUUGUUCGAAGUGACUCCUGGAAAAUUCGAGCUGGAAGCUUAUAUUCUCCCCAACGCCGUCAUUGAAGACACUGUUGAAAUUUCAAAGUUCUACGUGCCAUUGGACGCUGUCGAAAGAAGCGCUGGUCUCGAAAUAUUCACACGAAUCGACCCGAAAAGCAUUGUGAAGGUCAAUGGAGUGAAGAAAGGAGGACUCCUCUGGUGA